This is a messenger RNA of Peronospora matthiolae, 360 nucleotides long. The record is from the annotation of a GenBank genome assembly. NCBI's taxonomy places the organism in Eukaryota, Oomycota, Peronosporomycetes, Peronosporales, Peronosporaceae.
AUGUUCACGGCUGCCCAUCUCUAUACUGACAGUCACACUGAACGUGUUACUCAAUCGUUUGAGUACGUGUUGCGGUGUUUUGCCAUGUCCAUCUCUUCAUGGAGUGCGUUCCUGCUAAUGGCUGAAUUUGCGAUGAACAACGCGGCUCAUACGAUUACGGGUUUGACCCUCUUUUCGCAAAUUAACGCGCGUCACCCACGUACUCUCGUUCUCGUGAACUUGCUGGGUACCUCUAAGCCUGGUGAGGAAGGGACACAAUGUGCUAUGGCGUCGAUGGAUGCUGCGGUGACCAACACCGCAGCUGACAGCGUUCCGAGUUUCAGGCCUGGCGACGAUGCUGACGGUUCUUUUCCUUUGUAG